Messenger RNA from Fopius arisanus, 1928 nucleotides. RefSeq names its product Negative elongation factor A (gene Nelf-A). Gene Ontology annotation, cellular component: NELF complex. Gene Ontology annotation, biological process: negative regulation of transcription elongation by RNA polymerase II. The transcript has 3 exons. The coding region runs from base 1 to 1593 and encodes 530 amino acids. Lineage: Eukaryota; Metazoa; Arthropoda; Insecta; Hymenoptera; Braconidae. The record is from RefSeq and is a predicted model, not a curated record.
AUGGCGAAUGUGAGGGACAGUGAUACUUCGUUGUGGCUUCAUAACAAGUUGGGAACGUCAAACGACAGCUGGACAGGAAGUUCGAUCUGUUCGCAAUUGAAUGCUGAAGUCUUGAGAAACAUAAAGGACUGUUUUCCAGAUCUCCAAACGCAAGUCAAGCUCAAAUUACUCCUUUCAUUCUUUCACAUACCGAGGCGCAAUGUUGAGGAGUGGCGAGGAGAGCUGGAGGAGAUCAUCGAGGUGGCGUCCCUGGACAGCGAGCUGUGGGUAUCGAUGCUGGCCGAAGCGAUGAAGACAUUUCCCUCAACGGGAUCCUUGAACACAGACAUCUCAGACCUUGAUGAGCACCGUCCAAUUUUCGGUGAGCUCGUCAAUGACUUGCGAAAGCUCCUGAAGAAGCAGCACGACCCGGCGAUGCUGCCCCUGGAGUGUCACUACUUGAACAAAACAGCUCUGAUAUCAGUUGUCGGCCAACAGCCAGCCCCAACCAAACACUUCACCCUGAAGCGCAAGCCAAAGAGUGCAGCACUGCGAGCAGAAUUACUCCAGAAGAGUGUGGACGCUGCUAACAACUUGAAGAAGAGCACAGCACCAACAGUACCAGUGAGAAGUAGAGGAAUGCCAAGAAAAAUGACAGAUACAACUCCCCUGAAGGGAAUACCGAGCCGAGUACCAACGAGUGGAUUCAGAUCACCAGCUAUAACUCCAUCGUCGAUGUACACGAGAACUCCCAUCAGCAGCCGAAGUCGAAAGGAUGGAGGAAUUAAAUUACUGGAGAUCACUGAGCAGCCGCUGGGCUAUGCCCAGGCGAAGAAACGAAAGCGCAUGCUGGAGCUCGAGGAGCAACAGAAAAAAGUCGCUGAGGCACAGGCUGCAGCUGCUGCUGCCUCCACCACCAGUCCAACAUCUGCUGAGGCAUCUACAACACCGGAAUACGCCCAGGGUCUUGCUCCCAUCAAUCCACCUGCCACUCCAGCCACUGCCAGCACUAUCACGGGAACAUCCACCACUCAGACGUACACGACUACUAGUACACCUGCUGCUGUUCCCAGCACUCCUAGUACUCCUCAGACCCCAACGACCCCAAGCACUCCAACAACUCCCAGCACUCCAGUGCCGACUCCCACCAUCACCACCGUGGAGACAACACCAGUGGGUGUCCAGACAGUUCGACCAGCCCAAACAGUCACCCAAAUUCGAAUCCAAACGAAUCCACCACCUGCAAAUGCUGCUAACACCCGAAAGGGCCUGUCCCUCACGAGAGAACAAAUGCUCGAGGCCCAGGAGAUGUUCAGAACAGCGAACAAAGUCACUCGACCCGAGAAGGCCCUAAUCCUUGGAUUCAUGGCUGGCUCCAGGGAAAAUCCAUGCCCCAAGCUUGGAAAUAUCGUAACUGUCAUGCUCUCGGAAAAUGUCGAGGAUGUCGUCCAACCGGAUGGAACAACUGUUUCAAUGCUAGUUGAGACACACUUCCAGAUGAACUACACCAAUGGUGAAUGGAAGAGAAUAAAAAAGAACAGGAGAGUCGUGACUGAAGAGUCUGUAGCUGCCAGUACACCCACAGCCCCUGCCACAGCCACAGCAUCCAAUUAAAUUUUUUAUUCAAAUUUUGCUUAUUCGAGGUGGCAAUCGAUCGGUCGUUUUUUUUUUUCUACGCACAUCGUGUUCUCUAUUUCGUUAAUCAAAUCAUUAUACGUUUUCUCCACGUAUCGCACGUUGUAUUCAUUAAAAAUUUUUGACGUUCUGAUGAAAAAGAAAAUUAUGAAAAUUGCAAGUAGUGGCAAUUAGACGAGAUUAAUUGAUUAAAGGGAAUCUCAGUCUGAGAUAAAUCUAUUGACGAGACAGAUAUCUCAAAUAUAUGUUAUCAUAUAACGACGAAUCAUGUGAUGAAUGGAUUGCAUUGUUUAACUUAUAUUUUUUCCUCGAGG